AGCACAAAUACAUUUUCGAACUUAUCAGACGUGAAAAGAGCGAGCUUGAACUUGGCGCUCUCUUGGCCUCUCCUCUAGAGAAAACUCCAGCGCUUGCGAAGUUCUUGACAAUGGCGAUGACGUCGCCGGACGUAUAUAAGCUAGGUUUUGUUGGCGCUGGAAACAUGGCGGAGAGCAUCGCUCGCGGGGUAGCCAAGUCAGGCGUCCUUCCCCCGGCUGCCAUCCGAACCUCUCAUCAUCGGGCGGAUCGCCAAUCGGUCUUCCAGUCUUUCGGCGUGGUGAUAUUGGAGUCCAGCGGCCAGGUGGUCGCUGACAGCGACAUAGUAAUUCUCUCGGUGAAACCACAAGUCGCUAAAAAGGCGCUUUUAGAGCUGAAGCCAUUCUUUACAGAUCAUAAACUUUUAGUAUCAAUCGCUGCUGGAAUUAAGAUGAAAGAUUUGCAGGAAUGGUCUGGCCAUGGUCGAAUAAUUAGAGUGAUGCCAAAUACACCUUCGGCUGUUGGUGAGGCAGCAUCAGUCAUGUGCAUGGGAGAUAUGGCAACAAAGAAAGAUGAGGAACGAGUAGCUAGUUUAUUUAAAGCGAUUGGAAAGAUAUGGAUGGCCGAUGAAAAAUACUUUGAUGCUGUAACUGGCCUAAGUGGCAGCGGCCCAGCCUAUGUAUAUAUUGCAAUAGAAGCUUUGGCUGAUGGCGGUGUAGCUGCUGGUCUUCCAAGAGACCUUGCUCAUGCUCUUGCAACUCAGACGGAACUACCAUAGCCGGCAUUCAUGAACUUGAGAAGGCUGGAUUUCGCGGUUCGCUGAUCAGUGCUGUCAUCGCUGCUGCAAAACGCUGCCGGGAACUAUCAUAAGGUGCACUUCUGCAUUUCCUUAUAACUUUGGUUGAAGAAACAAAGUAUAAGUUGAAUGAGAAACAUUUAAUCCUCAUUGUAAAAUCUGUUGGUAAAGGUCUGAUUUAAUUGAAGAAUAUGUGUUAUUCGAUGUUAAAUCUUGAAAUCUUAUAUUUUUUUUUUCACAAAAUGCCA
This is a messenger RNA of Dendrobium catenatum, 1021 nucleotides long. RefSeq names its product pyrroline-5-carboxylate reductase. NCBI's taxonomy places the organism in Eukaryota, Viridiplantae, Streptophyta, Magnoliopsida, Asparagales, Orchidaceae. Gene Ontology annotation, molecular function: pyrroline-5-carboxylate reductase activity. The transcript is spliced from 7 exons. The record is from RefSeq and is a predicted model, not a curated record. The coding region runs from base 111 to 755 and encodes 214 amino acids. Gene Ontology annotation, biological process: L-proline biosynthetic process.